Molecule: messenger RNA, 1908 nt
Organism: Penicillium cinerascens
Lineage: Eukaryota; Fungi; Ascomycota; Eurotiomycetes; Eurotiales; Aspergillaceae
Product: acetoacetate-CoA ligase
Exons: 3
Coding region: 1-1908 (635 amino acids)
Cellular component (GO): cytosol
Molecular function (GO): acetoacetate-CoA ligase activity
Source: RefSeq, a predicted model, not a curated record
AUGGCGACCGACAACAACGAACCGGAAAUCGUAUGGCGUCCGUCGGAGCGGCAAACCAUAAUUUCCAUGGACGAGUACCGCGAACACAUCAAUAAAAGCUUUGACUUGAGACACAGCAACACAAAAGACCUUCAGAAAUGGUCUGUGGAAUAUCCGCAUGAUUUCUGGAUUGAUCUAUACAAAUACUUGGAUCUUGCGCCUCCCCUGCCAUCUGCCAUCAACAAAGCCUACGAUGACACCCUUCCAAUGAGCAGCAUUCCACCGUUUUUCUUGGGACAUGAGAUCAACUAUGCGGAGAAUGGGCUUUUUGCCAACCCAGAUCCUGACGCAGUGGCAUUGAUCGGUAUUAGAGAAGGGCAGGGCAUCUACAAGGACGAAGGAGAAUUUGUUACUUGGCACGAUUUUCGAGAACGUGUCAGACAGAUUGCAAGUGCACUGAAGCGUAGUGGUGUUAACAAAGGAGAUCGGGUUGCUGCUGUGGUUGCUACGUCAACUUGGGCUAUACUCAUUUUCCAUGCGGCGGCCUCCAUCGGGGCCAUCUUUACAUCGAUCAGUCCAGAGCUUGGAGUCGAUGGAUGUAUAUCAAGACUACAGCAGGUCACUCCGAGCUUUGUUUUUGUCGAUAGCCACGCAAUCUACAAAGGCAAGGCAGUACCUACGAAACAGAAGAUCGAAAAAAUAUUUCUGCAGCUCAAACCACGACCCCAGGUGGAGGUCACUUCCUUCGGACAAACUCUCAUUUACAAGGGUGCCAUUUCAUUACCCCUGAUGAUAUGUUAUUCCUCUGGAACCACCGGAGCCCCAAAAUGCAUCGUCCACCACCAUGGUGUUAUUAUUCAGUUCAAAAAGAUAUCGAAAAUCCACAACUGCUUGACUCCAGGAGACGUGGUCAUGCAAUACAGCAGCACAUCUUGGGUUGUGUUUUAUGGAAUGUGCGGUCAUCUAACGGUUGGAGCAACAAUCGUGGUAUACAAUGGCAGUCCCUUGUUUCCAGAUGCAAAACAACUACUGCGUAUUUGUGAAAAGUAUAGGGUGACACUUCUAGGUGCAUCUCCACGUCUGCUAUUGGAAAUGCAAAUGUCUGGAAGUGUCCCGAAGAUUGACUUCGAUCUCUCACCAUUGAAGACGGUCCACACUACCGGCGCUCCACUAUCUGUAGAGCAGUACAGAUGGUUUUAUCAAGCUUUUCCACCUGCAGUACAAAUAUGCAACAUUGCUGGAGGGACCGAGACGGGCACUGCUCUUAUUGCCAUGGAUCCAUCUGGGCCAAUCCAUGCAGGAGAAAUGCAAGUUCUCGGACUUGGAAUUGAUGUCGAUAUUCUGGACCCAGUGACUGGGAAAUCGAUUGCCCAUACAGGAGAAGCUGGGGAAAUGGUAGUCAAGAAGCCAUACCCGAGUAUGCCGUGUUUCUUCUGGGGUGACUCUGAUGGCAAGUUAUACAAGUCAGCCUACUUUGAGCGCUUUGAAAAUAUCGACGUCUGGGCGCAGCACGAUUGGUUGAGGAAAAAUCCAGAUACAGGAGGCUUUAUCAUGGAGGGAAGAAGCGAUAAUGUCCUCAAUCCAUCCGGUAUCCGUUUUGGCAGCGGUGAAAUUUAUGCUAUCAUUGAAAAACGGCCAUUCACCGAUUACUUCAGUAACUGCCUCUGUGUUGGUCGUAGAAGGGAAAUUGACACGGAUGAGCAGGUUUUCCUCUUUCUUGUGAUGAAGCCUGGGGUUUACCUUACACAAGACUUUCGCAACAAAGUUGAAACAGCGAUCCGAAACGGACUAUCGCCGCGCCAUGUGCCCAGGUUCGUGUUAGCUGUUCCGGAUAUCCCAAUGACAAUCAACGGAAAGCGGGUCGAAAUAGCUGUCAAACAGAUGAUAAGUGGCAAAGAUGCGAAAUUGAGCGCGACAGUCCAAAAUUGA